Molecule: messenger RNA, 862 nt
Organism: Lucilia cuprina (Australian sheep blowfly)
Lineage: Eukaryota; Metazoa; Arthropoda; Insecta; Diptera; Calliphoridae
Product: DBF4-type zinc finger-containing protein 2 homolog
Exons: 3
Source: RefSeq, a predicted model, not a curated record
AAAAAAUUUAUUAAUUUCCCAAAUUUUAUUAAGCCAACAAGCUGUAUUUUUCAAAUCAAAAUUUUUAGUUAAAAAAAAUCUUUAUUUAAAAAAAAUCUUUCUUAAAAAAAUACUAAAAAAAAUACAAAAUUCAAAAUGUGUGACCCAUGCUGCCCUCCUUGUGGACCUUGCCCACCAUGUGGACCCUGCAGUCCCUGUGAUCCCUGCUGCGCACCAUUCGAGUGUUCUCCAAAAUGUUAUAAUGGUGCCCAAUUAGAUGCUAUUCCCCAAUGUGCCCCACGCAUACCACCGCCAUUACCCAAAUGUAUAACGGUGCAACAGCCUCCGCGUUUGAUUUGUAAAAAGCGUGUAGUUUUUACCGAAAAAGUUAUACCAGAACCUAUGGUCGUUAAUCGUUGUCGCCAAAUAACUAUACCCAAAGUAGUCGAUACUACGAGAGUUAUUAAAGUGCCCAAGUUGACAUGGGUCUCGCAAAUGGUGCGAGAACCUAGAGUCAUAUAUUAUCCCUCGAUGAUACCAGAUCCCUACGUUGUUUGUUAUCCAAAACGUAUUUGCGAACCACGAGAAGUUUGUCAAUCAAUAUUAUGUCAGCCUAAACCGCAGACUUUAGAUGUGCCACCUCCCAGAGAAUAUUGUUGUUUUCCAACCGGUCCGAUUAAUUAUAAACCCAGUGCUGCUUGUCCUCCCUGUCCCAUUGGACCUAAUACACCGUGUGGUCCUUGUGGUCCCUUACCAUGUUUUUCGACCAGCCAAUAUCCCUUGUGUGAGCCAUGUGGUCCUUGUGGACCUUGCGGCCCCUGUGGUCCUUGUGUUCCCAAUUGUGGACCUUGUGGCAUGACCAUGCCUUCUGGACCCUAUGUUC